AUGGCGUCGUCAUCAGAAGACUCAGAAACAUCUUUGUUUACAAUAGACAAUGCAGCGACACAGUUUGGUAAUUCAGUGCAACAGCGACAUUCUUUUGCCUCUACUAAAUUUUCGGUAUUGCAGUUACCACAAUUGCACCUAGAAAAGGUAUACAGUGUACUUUAGUUGUGGUCUUUUGAAAAAUCCAAUGUGAAUAUGGCGGCCACACAAUAUUUACAAAUAGAAAAUUGUUUGACUUAUCUUACCAAGAGCUCACUGGGUUUUCUCCGCUUAAUCGAAGACUUAAUUCUUCUAUUUCCCGCGUAUGUUGUUCUUGUCUUUGCAUAUAUUCUUCGACCCACGAAUCGUCAGCUAAAGGCUCAUCAGCGUAUGCUAAAACGUCCUCAUCGUCUCGUAGUUCUUCCUCAACGGCAUACGAAGGCUCACUUUCAUAUCCAUCAUUGGACGUCGUUUCGCAUGUUUCAUCCUCAAUUUCGUAUUCAGGGCAACCGUACGAGCCCUCGUCAGAACUAGAGAACGAUUCUGAGCUAGACAUAACAAUUUACCUCUGAAAUAUUUGCGUUUUUGUCAGCCGCUAAGCAAAAACGUAAUAGAUUUUAUAGUAUUUGACUAAAGACCGGUUCCUGAGUCCCAGUCCCCCGAGCAACACACCUUUUUUUCCAAAAUGCCCUGUUUGAGGCCCGAUAUCUCAGAAACUAUUGUUUUAUAUAAAAAAAGGAUCUAGACUUUCUAUACUAACUUUUUGUGCUCUUUCCAAAUCCAUAAAAAUCCCAUGAGUGAUAUAGGCACUUUAAGGAAAAAGUGAAUACAAUACUAGCAAUACAACUGCAUUGCUGCAAGAUAUACUCGUGCCAUUGGCAUAUCUAUAUCAAAUAUCAUCAUACUAGCAAUACAUUGCGGAUAUAAUACCGUGCCAUUUGCGUACUCCCAUUAAAUUUUCUCCUUAAAAUUCAAACUUUGGGCACUAUUUUACAAAUUUACGUCAAUCAACUUUUCAGCUGUAUUUUACCCACCAAUCAAGCUACAGUAUAUAGCCCAAGGAAUUGAAUAUGAUUUUCAGUUCAUAGACACUUGAAGCUUGGCAAUAGCAUUUAAUUAUCACAUUAGUGAUUAAUUAUACACAUUAAUUAUUCAACCUGUAAUUUCUAUACAGAAUAGUUGACAGUUGUCAAAAGCUGUAACCAUAAAAUACAAAACAAUGGACACUCCGAAAACUGUUAACAUUAUUUGUCCGCUAAGACAGCUUUUUUGGUUGAUAUAGGCCAUAUAGAUGGUGACGUCAUGUUGUCAUGGUAACAUGAAGAGUAGCGAUUGUGGGUUAAAAUUACUUUUUUAUAUCAGAGGAAACAAUGGCUUGUGCAAAAAAAUAGUUGUUUUAGCUUUUAGUUUAAAACACUGAUAUAUAUUGGAAACUGUAGGGAGCCUCCUUAAGAGAUAACUCUUCAUUGUUUUGUAUUUGGUAACCUGUAACGUUUGGCUAUCAGACCAUGCUAGCGUAACAAGACUGACGGUGGAACAAGUGCUUAAAACUUUGCGGGUGGCUUGAAAGCAACUUUUAUUUAUUGUAUGGUAGUAUAUGAUUAUUAUAUGCUCAUUUGCAUGGUCACGAGUUUUUGGGUACUUGGUUAUUAAUAUUUCAUGAACAAGGACAAAUUCAUCUAACAGGUAAUUGGUUUAUUACAGGCUACAGUUCUGCAUCGAUUUGCGCCUGGCACCAGGAGCUCGCCUGUUUCUUCGCCCAGCACUAGUGUAGCAACUUGUUCCCCUUGUCUUGACGGACCUGACGCCACUCGCUCUCUCUCGUCGCCGUUGCCUGGCCCUAGUGGAAAAACUAUCAGUUCACCCAUCUCACCAACGUUCAGUGUAAGCGGUUUAUCGUCACCAAGUAUUUCUUCGCCGGCUUCAUUUGUUUCGAUUCGAGACAGCCCACUAGUAAGAUUUCCUCGGUCGCCAGUCCCUCAAAAGAGAAUAAAGCUCUCCAGUGCAGCAAGAAGCCUGACUUCCUCUUAUACACAGCCGUAUGUCCCGCCUUCCUCAAAGGAAAUUUCAAAAAUAUUUUGUAUUUGUACGAGAAUAGAAAACAAGGUCGAUCGCCUUACUGAAAUAAUUAUAGAGAACAGCGAGCAGGAUGGGGGAAAUUUUGAUCGUCUUGACGGCGAUAUAAUGACCAUACACAACGAAGUCAACUUAGAGACAUCGCUGAGUGAACAGUCCUCUGUGACUGGGAUCUCAGAUAAUAACCAAGUGCGAAUGAUCCAUGAUAAUAUCCUCCAGCUCAGAAAUCAAUCUAGUUCCGCUACCAGUUUUGCUGUUAAGCUGGUCAGGCAGAUGUUCGAACCGCAUGAACUGGUCGGAAGAAAUGUUAGCGGCGUUCGCGGAAAGAAACCGCUAGACGGGAGCAAAAUUGGGAAAAUUAAAGAAACUGUGAACCAGUUUUAUCCCGCUCCAACUGCUGAAGCACUUGAGACCUGGAAAAACUGUAGAAAAGCGAUUGACUCCUUCCUUCGAAAAACACACAGCGCGUCAACAUCAACAGCGACAAAUAAUUCUUGA
This is a messenger RNA of Paramuricea clavata, 2553 nucleotides long. NCBI's taxonomy places the organism in Eukaryota, Metazoa, Cnidaria, Anthozoa, Malacalcyonacea, Plexauridae. The record is from the annotation of a GenBank genome assembly.